Molecule: messenger RNA, 150 nt
Organism: Rhizophagus irregularis DAOM 181602=DAOM 197198
Lineage: Eukaryota; Fungi; Glomeromycota; Glomeromycetes; Glomerales; Glomeraceae
Source: RefSeq, a predicted model, not a curated record
AGUUACAGUUUAUUAUAUAUAUAUUUAUUGCUAUUAAAUAUGACACUAAUUCGUCAGAUGACAUUAAUUCGUCAGAAAUUCAUGGACGAGAUGAUGACAUUAAUAUAUACAUCCUUUAUAUCAUUAUGGCUUAGUAUUAUUAUUACUUAA